AUGGAGGGCAUGGAGGGCAUGGAGCAGGAUCUUGCGGGAGUAUGUCCGCGACUGAAGCAAGUGAUCCAAGGCGCGAGAGAGUCGUUGGACAACGAGGAAUCCUUCCUAGGACGCGCUGUCUGCUCUCCGUUGACCUGGGGGGAUAGCAAGGCGGCAAGGGCUGUCUUGAAGGAGCAUUUCAAGGGGAAGUGGCCUGACUUGGUGAUAUGUACAGACUGCAUCUACAGGCAAGGGAUCCCUGAAAUCUUGAUUGCAACUAUCAAAGAGGUUGUUGGGCCCGACACCGUAAUGCUCUGUGCAGCAGCGAACCACAGACCCGACGUGAUCGAGGAUUUCCAUCACAGGAUCGACUCGCUCAAGUCGGAAGCUGGGGGCGAGGAGAGGAGGAGAGCCGGUCUGACUCAUCGACCUUGCAGGAGCUUCACUGUGAGUAAUCUGCGAGACGAGGAGCUCGACGAGUAUGUGAGGUCGACGAGCAUCGAGGCGUUCUGGUGAGCAUGCUGAGCUCAGGCCUGCUGCUGACGUUGAUCACCCGAGGCUCUCGCGGGGAGGAGGAGAACGUCCGAAGAAAGCCAAAAAGGUGAAAGAGAAUUGAAGACAGAAGUGGGGAGGAAGGAGGAGGCGGGGAGAGGCAGGAGGAGGAGGAGGUUUGUAUAUAGAGACGCGUCAAAGUGACUCAAGUCUUCUGCUCUUUCUUUUCCAUUCCUGCCUUCAUCUUCACUGUUUUUCUCCCCUCCCUCUUGUGCCUCUCCCUCC
This is a messenger RNA of Guillardia theta CCMP2712, 756 nucleotides long. RefSeq lists its product as hypothetical. The transcript is spliced from 7 exons. Lineage: Eukaryota; Cryptophyceae; Pyrenomonadales; Geminigeraceae. The coding region runs from base 1 to 495 and encodes 164 amino acids. The record is from RefSeq and is a predicted model, not a curated record.